CUAUGUUAUUGAGUCCUGAGAAGACAGAGUGUUCUCUUUCUCCAGCUUCCUACCAUGACUCAAUGAACAAUCUUGCUUGCAAGUAUACAAGGCAUGCUGUAGAAGAUACUUGUACGUUGUCUUCUUGCAUUGCACCUACAACUGUGCUGAAGGCAGACCCCAAAAGAAAGUGUAGAACCAACUGGGAAUCUCUCAGUGAUAGCAACUCUGGUUUUUCUGACACUUCUGAUAUGGAGCAUACAGUUUUUGUCCCAUUCGCUUGCGCAGGUUCUACAGGCAGUAGCUUAGUGGAAGUUGGUGGGGAACUUCAAGACCUCUUGAUCACUGCCUAUGAAUACAAGAGGGAGGAUAUGAGCCAACUUGCUUCUCCGCUGAAAUUGAAGCACGAUCAAGACACUUUGUAUUAUAAACCAGUCUGUGAAGAGCUGAGCAAUGUAAACCUCCACAAUACCAACCACGUUGAAGAUUUCAAAGUUAGGAAUGAGAAGGAACAAAAUAUUCCAUACUCAGAACACCAAAGUGUUGAUCUUUUGUACAACAAUUACUUGCAAAUUUCAGGCACACGGAAUGAAUUGCUAACAGUCACCAUGCCUAAGAGUGCUCUGUCUUCUCAUUCUUCCACAGCUCCAAAACAACCAAGUCCUUGUAAAUCCAAAAGUCUUGGAGACUUAACCUCAGAAGAUAUCUCUUGCAAUUUCGAGAGCAAAUACAAGUACAUUAGUAGAGGUUUUAUUACUUCUGGCAUGAGAGACAAAAUGGUGGCUUCUCUGAAGGCUAAGAAACCUCAAAGCACAGAUGCUCUAACACAGCAACUGCGAAAACUAGUGUCUUUUGAUCAGGAAGAUGAUGGCCAGUCCUUUUGUUCCAAGCAGGAGGAGGAUUGCCCCAGAAUGUUGGUCAGAAAAUUGUCAUCCAGAAGUCAAAGCAGAGUGCGAAACAUUGCUAGUCGUGCCAAGGAGAGACAAGAAGCCAACAAACAAAAACUUUCUAAUGCUAACAGUAACACAGCUGGGGUAGUCCUUCGAAAUAAACCUCCUACCACUCCUCAUAUUAUCAACAGACAUUCCACUGGUUCCUACAUUGCAAGCUAUCUGGAUAACUUCAGCCCAGAUGAUCUAGAAGGCAGAGGCGUUCCAGAAGGCGCAUGCACAUCUUUGCGCUUUGGGCACAGGGACCAGUUUUAUGUUGAUGAUUCUCUUUUAGAGACGAAGUCAAGUGAAGAUGAUAAACCAGAAAUUUAUUUUCUCCUGAGACUGUAAAUUGUAUACAUGUACAUCUUUGUUGUUUACAAGCUUUCUUGUUGAAUGAAGGAUUAUCCAUACGUAAUGCAACCAUUAGCAUUGAAAUUACUCAGAAAUGUAUUUUUACUACGGUUUGAUUCUUGUCUGGAAUUAAUGUAUCUGUUUCAAUGAAUGUUUAUGUAAAUAGAUGUUGUAAAAUGUGACAUCUCAUUUUUUAAAAAACUACACAGACACAUUUGUUGUUCUUUGCUUGACAUUAGAUGCAAUUAGUCCUGGUGUCUUGUUUUUGCAAUGCAUGUACAACAGAAUUUGGUACAGCUGUCAGUGACCACAAAAUGCUACAUUCAGUGAAAACCCUUCUACUUUUCUAUCCUUAUUAGUUAGUUCUAGGAAAUUCUAGAGCAGUUAUCUGGUGAAAUUCCAUCUUCAAUAUGUGAUCAAAAUUUUUGAAUUGAUACUUUUGUCACUGAAAAAAAUGAUAUUGAGAAAUACUUAGCCACUCAAAUGUAAUCCAGUAACCAGAAGCAAAAAAAGAGGGCCAUUUCUGAAUUUUUUUUUAAAAAAGUUGAAACGUUAUUGAAAUGCAUUUUUCAUUUUCAGGAUGCAGAUUUCAAAAUGGGCGUCUGUAUGAAAAAGAAACUAAUAACAAAACCAGAUUCAUGUAUAUAGGGACGAGUUCAGAAAUUGGUUUUUGGUGUAUGGUGAAAGAUUUUCCCACCACAGUCACCCUACUUUUGAUAUACGCUGGAGGAUUUGGUCUGUAUUUGGAGUGCUCAUAGCCUGAUUUUCUUCAGUGCUUGAACUGUUCUGAAUAUGUGUUGGAAAUAUUAUGCCCCUUGACCAUGAAGACAAAAGGUCAUCUCUUAUUCAUAAAAAUUUAUA
Molecule: messenger RNA, 2123 nt
Organism: Pogona vitticeps (central bearded dragon)
Lineage: Eukaryota; Metazoa; Chordata; Lepidosauria; Squamata; Agamidae
Source: RefSeq, a predicted model, not a curated record